AUCUGGACGAGACAAACAGCGGCAGCCCUAAAGUGGCCAUUUUGGAUCUGACUGCUGUUGACUGCAUCUCUCUCUCCUCCUGCCUCGUGAGUCCCCCCUGAGUUCCUGGCCUACCUUCUGCUCUUUGUGCUGAUUGUUUCAGUGGGGGUGUCCUGGUGCUCUGGGAUGGUAUAUCCGAACCAUGUACCUGGGGAUCCAGAGCCAGAGGCGGAAGGAACACCAACGGCGCUUCUACUGGGCUAUGAUGUACGAGUAUGCAGACGUGAACAUGCUGCGCCUCCUGGAGACUUUCCUGGAGAGCGCGCCCCAACUGGUGCUACAGCUCUGCAUAAUGAUCCAAAAGAACCGUGCAGAAACAUUACCAUGUGUGUCCUCUGUGGCGUCCCUGAUGUCCCUGGCUUGGGUGCUAGCCUCCUAUCACAAGCUUCUUCGGGACUCUAGGGAUGACAAGAAGAGUAUGAGCUACAGAGGGGCCCUCAUACAUCUCUUCUGGCGCCUCUUCACCAUCUCAUCCAGAGUUAUCUCUUUUGCCCUCUUUGCUUCCAUCUUCCAGCUCUACUUUGGGAUCUUUGUAGUGGUCCACUGGUGUGCCAUGGCUUUCUGGAUCAUCCAUGGUGGGACUGACUUCUGCAUGUCUAAGUGGGAGGAGAUCCUCUUCAACAUGGUGGUAGGGAUUGUGUACAUUUUCUGCUGGUUUAAUGUCAAGGAAGGGCGGACUCGAUAUAGAAUGUUUGCAUAUUACACUGUAGUCUUGACAGAGAAUGCUGCCUUGACGCUCCUUUGGUAUUUUUACAGAGAUCCUACAACUACUGACUCAUAUGCCGUGCCAGCACUGUGUUGUGUCUUUCUUAGCUUUGCUGCUGGGAUAGCUUUGAUGCUCUUCUAUUAUGGUGUGCUGCAUCCCAUGGGGCCGAGAGCUAAGAUUUUUGCCAGCUCCUGUUGCGCCGAGCUGCUCUGGGGCAUUCCUUUGCCUCCGGAUGUUGAGCCCAUGGCACCCGAAACCCCUGGGUACCGGGGGGCCGAGGCUACGCCUACCAGAGCGGUCACGGAGCAACAGGAGGAACUCACAGCUGACACUUGCUUGCCAGUUUUCCAGGUGAGAGCAAUGGUGCCAUCUAUUCCAUCUGGGCGAGCCUACUACCCAGAAGGCCCUCUCAUUAAGAUUGACAUCCCAAGAAAGAGAUACCCUGCAUGGGAUGCCCAUUUUGUAGACAGGCGGUUAAGAAGAACUAUCAACAUUCUCCAGUAUGUCACCCCCACAGCUGUAGGUAUUAGGUAUAGAGACGGACCUCUCUUGUAUGAGUUGCUACAAUAUGAGUCUUCACUUUAAAGCUCCUUUAAAAAAAAUAAAAGAGGGGAUCUUAUUUUUGUUUAUGGUAAACACAGAUCAUGAAACAAAACACACACCUUCAGAUAAGCUUUCUUUCUGGCUGCUGUAUGUAUAAAAAAAAAAGAUAAUCUCUAUGUUUUGUAAGUAAAAACAAAAAGAAAAACUUUUCUUUUGUUUUUUACACACAAGAAACAGUAUUUCAACUUCCACACCUAUGAUCCACAGGUGGAGAAGAGGCGUCUCCACAUCAGAGUUUUAUACCUUACACCAAGUGUAGAACAUUAUAUAUGGGAUUGGUGCUGAUUGAAAAAUAAAAACAAACAAACAAACAAACCUACAACUGCCUUAUGCCCUUAGGUGCUGAGUUUCAUUAAGUACUGUCACCUUUCUCAUGCAAAACUCUUGGGUGAUUUUAUGCCAAGAAAAAUAAAAAAAAAAACCUAAAUACAAAACUUAAAAAAAAAAAGAUGAUAAAAAAAAAAAAAGAAACGAGAAAAGAACAACAACAAAGGGUAUUGCUGCUCUUAUGGGAUAUAGGUGAACAAGAAAAAUGUCUAACGAUGAGAAAGCAAAGUAGAAAAGCCCGAAAAGAGUUUGAAUCUCAAAUGGCUGAAAGAAGAUCAGGGCUGUAACACAAUUUGGCAACAUGUUGAUAACAUAGCUUGGUCCCACCUACGCGGGCCAGACCAAACCAUGUUAUAAAUGUAAUCCCCUGAGAAAAUUGUUUCCCUAGCGUAAGUGGGCCAUAUGUGAUGGUCAGCUGUACUCAGUUUGCACCAAAUUCACAUAGUAAUACCAUAUCUGAUCUCACUCGUCACAGUUUUGUACAGUGUAACUCCAUUGAUUUCAGUGGACUUACUCCUAAUUCAUACUGAUGUGAGUGAGCCCAUAAAAAGGCCUUCCAUCUUGAUUUUUGGAAAAUAACGAAUCUGCAUUCUUUAAAUUAUACACCAAAAAUAUAAUACUAAAGUAGAUUUACAUAUAUCUAAUAAAUUAUUUCAGUAAUAAUAAAACUCAGCAUAGUAGCAAAAAGAGAGUCAAUUUAAAGGCACAAUACUUGAUCGGUGACUGGCAAAAUAAUUUGACCUAUUAUAUCAUUUUAAGGCUGUGAAAAGGCAUACAUGUAUUAUUUGUAAUAUUGUGUAAGGCCUGUUAUGUCUCAUUCAGCGUGAGCCUUAAAGUGAUUGUAAAGCAUUCUUUGUUUUGUUUUUUUGUUUUUUUUUAAAGGAAAACAAAAAAGAAAAUUAGGAUAAAAUCUUCAAACAGUAAUAACCUGUAACUGGCGCUUUUCUAAAGAUGAUUUGGUGCUUUGUAUUUUUGUUGAUGUUGUUGUUGUGAUUUAGCUGAGAAUUGUUCAACUCACUUGGUGCAUUCGGGGAACCGCUGAUAAACGUUUUAUGUCACCUUCUGCUGUAAGUACAUGGCAAGAAAUAACACCACAGGAAAUCGAGAGCGUAGCAAGGUCAUCACCGUUUAGCUUAAGAGUUCUCACUGCAAGGAGACACUUCCACCUCCAUUGAUGGCAAAGCUUUAGAAGGAUAUCUGCUAGAGAUCUGAGACGUUUCCAGAUAAUCUUUUUGGUGCGUGAAGGUUUACAUUUCUUUAUUUCUGUGUUGAAGUUUCUUUGUUUCGAGUUAAAUCACAGGCGGUGUAUAUGUAAUACCAUUUUUGGUUUCAAGAGUAUUGCUCCUUUAAAAGAAUAUUCCUGUUCCAGGGCAUUUUUUCAAUCCCACCAUCCCUCUACUUGUGGGGGGGGAAACAACAACAACAACAAAAGAUAUUUUUAAGUGAAUACUGUAGUAUUUUCUCUGUGUGAUUGCAAUUUUUUAUUCCAGAAAUACUGUAACUGUCUAGGGUGCAAAAUUCCCAUGUUGAACUC
Messenger RNA from Chelonia mydas (Green sea turtle), 3209 nucleotides. Its product is annotated as XK-related protein 6. NCBI's taxonomy places the organism in Eukaryota, Metazoa, Chordata, Testudines, Cheloniidae. Gene Ontology annotation, biological process: apoptotic process involved in development; phosphatidylserine exposure on apoptotic cell surface; engulfment of apoptotic cell. The record is from RefSeq and is a predicted model, not a curated record. Gene Ontology annotation, cellular component: plasma membrane. The coding region runs from base 182 to 1330 and encodes 382 amino acids. The transcript has 3 exons.